Molecule: messenger RNA, 10026 nt
Organism: Dermatophagoides farinae (American house dust mite)
Lineage: Eukaryota; Metazoa; Arthropoda; Arachnida; Sarcoptiformes; Pyroglyphidae
Source: RefSeq, a predicted model, not a curated record
AUUCAAUUGUUGUUGUUGUUGUUAUUGCAUGCAACACAAAUCAAUUGUGAUUAUUAUUAUUCUGAUCUAAGUGAAUGUAAUUUUAAAACACGUGAUUGUAAUUGGACAUUAUCAAAUGGUUGGCAAUGGCAACUUGUUCAACAUGAUUAUCGAUCAUUACAAUUAAAUUCAACACCAUAUUCACAAGAUAGUGGUUAUGAAAUAGAAAAUCAUCUAACCAAAAAUGAAUUUAUACGUUCACCGGACUUUAGUUAUAAAUCAUCAUCGACAAAUCAAUUUUGUUUUGAUUUUGAUUAUUAUUUUAUGGACGAUGGUCGUAAUGUUGAUAAAAAUAGUUUUGUUUUACAUCUUAGUGAAGAUAUGGGUAGUUUGGCUACAAGUUAUCCAAUAUGGACAACAUCGAUGCUUUAUGGUGAUUUUUGGCAUCAUUCUUAUGUUAAUUUCCAACUAUCAUCAUCAUCAUCAUCAUCAUUUCGAUUGAAAUUUAUUGCAUACAGUGAUGGUGGUUUAGUUGCCCUAAAAAAUUUUCAUCUUACACAUGAACAAUGUCCACAAAGUGGUAAUAUUUGUGAUUUUGAAACCAAUAAUUGUGAUUGGCAAUUAUCAAGUGGUGGCGGUAUUACACUCAAACGAACAAUGGCCAAGAAUACUGAAUCACCAAAAAAUAUUGAUCAUACAACAUUAUCACCUAAUGGCUAUGUUUUAUUUGCAAAUUCGAAUCCUAGAUCCGAUCCAAUAGCCAAUAUAACUAGUCCAACUUUAGAUAAAUCAUUGGGACGACAAUGUUUUCAAUUUUGGCUUUUGAUAUAUGGUGCUGUUGAUCAUGUAUCAGAUUUAUCAUUAUAUCAACAAUCUAAAUACAAUAAUCAAGCAAAACAAGUUUGGAAAUUACAUGCUACACAACAAAUGGCUAAUGAAUGGAAUCGUUUUCAAGUUGAAUUAGAUUUAACACAAGCAAUAUCUUCAACUAUUGAAUUUCGUUUAAAAUAUAGUGGUCAUGGUUCAUUGAAAUUUGAUGAUUUCCGUUGGACACCAUAUCGGUGUUUGCCUGAAAUUUCCUGUAAUUUCAUAAUGGAUACAUGUGGUUGGAAAAAUUAUUUAAAUGAUGAUGAUCGAUUCAUGUGGAGUAACGGAAUGGGACGUGUACAUGAUGUAACAAAAUUAACAUUUUUGAAUUCAACGAAAAAUUUCUUCUAUCAUUAUUUGCCAUUAUUAUAUACAGAUUUUACAACAUUAUCAAAUGGUAAAGUUGGCCGAAUGCAAUUAAUCAGUGAAAUUGUUGAAAAUGGUGUACCAAAAUCUGGUGCUUGUAUACGAAUGAAUUAUGAAGUAUGGUCAUUUGAUAGUGAUACAGAUAUAUUUGCCAUUUAUUAUCAAACAUUCUGGGGAAGAUCUGCAACUAGCACAAAACAAAUUUGGAAAUUUAAUUCAAAAAAUCGUGGCAAUGAUUAUGUAGAAAUUUAUAUACCAUACAGCAAUGGUGAAAUAUUUCGUUUGAUUUUAGAAGCAAAAUCGUCACAUUCAUCAACAUAUAUUACCGUUGAUGAUAUUCAUUACGAAACAAAAUUUUUCCAAUGUGGUACAAAAACUGAACCUACAUCAUCUAGUACAUCGUCGACGACAACACCGAUUCCAACUCUACCACCAAAAGAAUCAUUAAAUUGUAAUUUUGAAAAUGGAAAUUUUUGCUUAUGGCAUCAAGUAUCAACAUAUUUUCGUAUAUCGAUAGCUAAUGAUACUAAAUACGCAAUUUUUGCUGAUCACACAACAAAAAAUUCUGAUGGACAUUUUGCUGCUUUGAACAUGAUCCAACAAUAUCAAUCAAAACCGAUACCAUUGAUGAAAGUAAAAAAUCCAUUUGAAAAAGGUGAAACAUUUUGUUUUCAAUUUUAUCUAUAUGCCGAUGCAAGUGCUCAGUCACAAUUAGAAUUAAUAUUGCAAAAUGAUUCGAAAAAUCACACAUUAUUUCGUGGAUAUGAUACAAAUGCAUUGAAAUGGCGUCGUAUUAUGAUUGAAUAUCAACUAGAUGACGAUUAUGAUUCAUUCAUAUUUAGUGGCAAAGUUCGAUAUGGCAUUAUUGCAAUCGAUGAUAUUACCGUCAUUGAAUCAAGCUGUGAUUAUCUUACACAUAAUCAUGAUUUUUGUGAUUUUGAAAUGGAUAGCAUGUGUAUGUUUGAAACGGUUUAUAAUGAAUUUGGUGAAUAUUGGCGAAUAAUUAAAGCAUCAUCAAUACGACGAACAAUGAUUGAUCAUACGACACAUACAUUGAAUGGACAUUUUUUUGGUUUUAUUACCUAUAAUAAUCAUACUGAUGAUAAAUCAUUGCCAUCACAUUCUAUAUCUGUUCGAACGAAAAAUUUAAAUCAUCAUUAUCCAUAUUGUAUACGUUUUUCAUAUUAUCUUACCGAUAAUAUGACAUUAUAUUAUCAAACAUCAUCAUUUUUUGAUGUUGCCAUUUGGCAUGUAUCCGGUACAACCAAUGGUAAUUGGUUUACACAUCAACAUAAUUUGGAUCCUGAAUCAGUGUUUAAUGCUGAUUAUUAUCUAAAAUUUAGAAUCAAAAAUAACGAUAAUGGAAUAAACAAAACAGGUAUGGCAUUCAUAGAUGAUGUUACCAUUUAUCCGGGUAAAUGUAUUCCAUCAAUUCGUUGUGAUUUUGAAAAUGGUGAUACUUGUACAUUAGAAGCAAUAUUACCUACUGAUGAUAAAAUUAAUCCAGAUCAAUCAUUAGAAUUAGCAACAAGAGCCAAUUAUUCAUUGCUUGAUGCCAAUUAUUUGAAUGGAUUUGUCGAUCGAUUGUGGCAUGUAUAUUCACCAUUACAAAGAAAAUCAAAUUUAGUAUCAUUUGAUCAUACUAAAGGUGAUCGUUAUGGAAAAUAUCUAGUCAUCUUUUUAGAACGUGGUUGGCGUGGUAUUAUUGUCACUGAACGUUAUUCAUUAUCCAGCAGACAACGAUCAUUAUGUUUAACAAUGGCUAUUUAUUCAAUCGAUUCGGCAAUUCUUGAAAUCUAUCAAGGUGAUUCAUCUAUUCCAGAUAAAGGAAUGAAACUAUGGGAUAUCGCUUAUAAUACUGAUGGAUGGGAAGAAUUCGAAAUUGUUGUCAACGCUUUGAAUGAAACAACCGAAGACAUAUUCUUUUAUUUUGUUGCAACUGGAACAAUUAUUGCUGAAACUUAUAUUGCAAUCGAUGAUUUUGAAAUUAAAAAUCAUUGUACAAAUCCAUCGAAUAUUGUCACAAGUACAACCAAUUCAAAUCCAUCAUCAUUAUCGACACCUAUACCAGAUGGUUAUUUUGAUUGUCAAACCGAUGGAGAGCAAUCAUUGAUACCAAUGAAAAAAGUUUGUGAUUAUCAUCAAGAUUGUCCGAAUAAUAUGGAUGAAAAAUAUUGUGGUGCAUGUACGUUUGAAAUGCAUGAUCAAUGUCGAUAUUCGAUUAUACCGAAAAAUGAUGAUAAUCGUUUGUUUCGAUUUCGUUUCACUGAUCAAGCACCUUAUGGUCCAAAUGAUGAUUAUUUCAGAUCAUCGAUAACAGCAAGUGGUAUUGCUCAGAAUAACUAUCAAGAAACAAAAAUCAUUUCACCACUUAUUCAUCAAGCAUAUACUGCUUGUGAAUUACAAUUCUAUUAUCGAUUUUUUUCGAAUCUUACAAAUUUCAACCGAGGUCAUCAUCAACCAUCCGUGUUCAAUAUUUACAUCUAUCUAGAUGAAACAGGUAUACGUACUAAAAUAUGGCAAAGUUCAGCCAUAGAAUCAUUGUCGGAAAAUGAAUGGAAUGGAAUCGUUAUACAAUUGAAUCGAAUUAGACACCCAUUUUAUUUGGAAUUUCAAGCACAUCCAAUGGCAACAUAUGGUUAUCAUUCAUUAAGUGAUAUUCGCAAUGAUUAUUGUGGACCACCAAGACCAGCUGAAGAUGACGAAGAAUGUGAAGAUCGAUUUCGUUGUCAAAAUGGUGUCUGUAUAUACAAACAAUUUAUUUGUGAUUUUGAAGAUGAUUGUGGUGAUAAUUCGGAUGAAAAUAUGUGUGAUCCAAAUUUACGUUUCAGUUUUGAAAAUGGUUAUCAAAAUUGGGCCGAAUUAUAUCUACCACAUACAAAUAAUUGGACAUUACAAAAAGCAGAUAAUUUGGGUGAUUUACGUAAUGGUCCUACAUUCGAUCAUACUACCGGUUUUGUUGGUGGUUCUUAUCUGUUCACACAAUCUACAAAAUAUAUACCAGUUUCUCAUGCAAUAAUCGAUAGUCCAGCAUUUCAAGUGACUCAUGGUUAUGGUGGUUGUGUGUUACGAAUUUUUAUUAUGAAAAAUUCACGUAAUUCUACCAUUUGGUUUAAAUCAUGGAAUAUGCAAACUGGUCAGAUAAAAACAUUGAGUGAAUAUGUUAAUUAUCGAGAUCUUGCAUUUUGGUCACAAUGGGUUAUCUUACGUUCUGAAUCUUCAAAUUCAACAUAUAAAUUAUUGAUUGAAGCAUCAUUAAAUCGUACUGAUGAUAAUUUUGUUGAUCCAUACAUCGCUAUUGAUGAUAUUAUAUUCCAUGAAGGCUGUACAUUAAUAGACCAUUCAUUCAACAAUGUAACAACGGAAAAACCGUGCAUUGGAUUGCUUUGUAUCGAUAAACAUGGCCAAAAAAUAUGUUUACCUGAACAUAAUAUUUGUGAUUAUAUUGAACAAUGUAAAAAUGGUGAAGAUGAACAACAAUGUGGUGAUUGUGAUUUUAAUAAUCAAACAAUGUGUGGAUGGAAAGUUGGUAAUAUGGCUGGUGAUAAUUUUCCAUAUAAAUUAUUUAUGGCCAAAAAUGCACCUGGAAAUAUGCCAAAAAAAGAUGCCAACAAUACUGCCGAUGGUGGAUAUGUGGGCGCAAUGAGACGUGCAGUAAUGACAUCAAGAUUUUCAAUUCAAUCAAGCAUAACAAGUCCACAAAUUAAUGGCCAAACAUCGGCCAGAUGUUCUAUAGAAUUUUCAUAUCGAUCCAAUAUGUGUACAACGAUAGUUAUUUCUGCUAAUAAUCGUUUAUUACGUUCAAUAACAGGUACACACAACGAUUGGGUGACAUUCCAUACAGACAUUGGACAAUUACCACCACCAAUUAAUAUUUUUAUCAAUACGAAAACAUUCUAUUCAUCAGAAAACAUUCUGUCCAAUCAUUUAUUUACUAUUGGUGAUUAUUAUAUGCUCAUCGAUAAUAUACGAAUGAUUGAUUGUCAUCAUGAUAAUAAUAACGAUACCAAACCUAUACACGUUGAAGAUUUAGAUUGUGAUUUUGAAAAUGAUUGGUGUGGUUGGAUUGUUCCUGGAUCGAAUGCUCAUGAUACAUGGAUACGAACCAAUUCUCCAUUAAAUGAACCUGGUAAUGAUCAUACAGAAUUGAUUGUACCACGACCACAUAAUUAUGGUAAUUGGCUUAGUACACAUUCAACAAGUGAAAAAAUAUCUAAAAAUCAAAUACGUAGUUCAGGACCAAUUAAAACGAAUGGUAAAGAAAAAUUUUGUCUGAUAUUUUGGUAUUAUUUUUUUGGCAUACAACAAUCAACAUUUCGUAUAUUUAUUCACAAUAUUCAAGAACGUUGGAAUCUAACAAUUUGGAAGCGAACAUUACCGAAAAUUCGAUACUGGCAACAGGCAAAUGUUGAAUUUGAAAUAGAUUCAGAAUUUUUAAUAUUUUUAGAAGCCGAUGUAUCAUUGACAACAAUUGUCGGUAUUGAUGAUAUACAAUUGUUGGAUAAAGAAUGUCCAAUUUUAAAUUAUGAAUAUUGUGAUUUUGAAACAAAUGAUUGUGAUUGGGAUGUAAGCCCAAAAGAUCAACUAAAACGUACUGGUGGCAGCAUAAUACGUGAUCAUACCACCGAAACAUUGUAUGGACAUUAUCUUACGGAUAAAACACAAAAUGUUGGAUCAAAAGUUUCACUUUAUAAACGAAUGGCAAAUGUUCCAUUUUUCAUUACCAACAAUCAAGAUGUGAGAGAAUUUUGUUUCAAUCUUUAUUAUUAUUUCCAUGUCUCUCCACCACCAAUUGAUCAAAAAAGUACAAUUUCAGUAGAAGUUUUUCGUGGAAAUUUUAUUCAAAAAUUAAAGAAUAUAACAAUCACUGAAGCUUGGAAUCAAAAAUCAUUAAAUAUAUGGUCAUUGAUGAGCAUAGAUUUUCUGGCCACUAAAACAGAUUCAUUAAUUGUUCGUGUUGAACGUGGUGAUCAACAAACGGAAAUUCUUUUGGAUGAUUUCAUUCUAAGACCAGAUCGAUGCACGGAACAAGGUUCAUGUGAUUUUGAAUACAACAUGUGUGGAUGGCAUAAUCAAUUGGCAUUAUAUGAUACAAGUUCAAUUUUCUGGGUUCGAAUUCAACCAACGAAUCGUUUUGCACGAAAAGAUGGAAUGUCUUUUGAUCAUACAUUACAAUCUCGUCUUGGUAAUUAUCUUGCAUUACCUGUUCAAAUGCAUUCCCGAAUAAACAAAACCGUCACAUUGAUUAGUCCAUAUAUGCAAAGAAAACAAUCAUCAACAAUUUGUUUACAAUUGUAUUAUUUUGCAACAAGUUUAUCGGCAAAAUUCGGUAUCAUUGCUAUGAAAAUUCAAAUGUGGAAUCUUGAAAAUGGUGAAGUAAUUGCAGAAUAUCCAUUGAAUGCAACAUAUACUUUGGAAUGGACUUUAUUUGAACAAACAUUCAAUAAUGUACCAAAUGUUUAUUCAUUCCAUAUUGUCGUAUCGAAUGUUCUACGUAUUUAUAGUGAUAUUGGUAUCGAUGAUAUUAGCAUUCAACAAGGAUCAUGUCCAAAUCCAACAUCAUCAACAAUAACAACGGUUUCACAUCCAACAACACAGAUUCCUGAUAGUGACAAAAUUGCCGAUUGUAAUUUCGAACGUAAUUGUAGUUGGACCUAUUCAUCCGAUGCUUGGAAUAUAACAUCAUUCCGUUAUGAAAUGAUGCGUAAUGUUUACGCCCCACAAAAAGAUCAUACCUAUACAUCAAGCUAUGGUCAUUAUCUUUUUUUCAUCGAUCCAUCGGCCACUAAUGAUAAGGAAUAUGUAUUACGUUCGCCUUCAUUCCCAAAUGACAAAUAUCGUUGUCUAUUACUAUGGUAUUACAAUGACGGUGAAGAUCCAUUUUAUCUUGAUUUUUAUCAAGUGGUAAAUUUAGGUCAAAUUACACAUUUUAAACUUGCCGGCAGAUAUGGUUCGACAAUGGAAACACGUCGUUGGCAAUUGGUUAAAAUUGAUUUACCAUAUAUUCCGAAAAAUCAUGUAUUGAAUAUGAAUAUUCAAAUUACUUAUCGACCAUCAUCAAAGAAAUUUUUCUCAAUAUUUGCUAUCGAUGAUAUUACAGUACAACCAAAAUAUUGUGGCCAUUAUCAUGAUUAUGUCUAUACAUUCACCAAAGGAAUUGAAGAUUUAGAAAUUGAACAAUUACAACCAUUGAAUUCAACUAAAAUGGCUUGCCGUAUUUAUCCAAAUAAAAAGGACCAUUUUACCGAUGUACCUGCUAUCGAUCAUACGACAUACACAUCGAAUGGUUAUUAUUUUCUUUUCAAAAAUUCUCCAUCAAAUAAUGAUAUCAAUACAGCUGAAUAUUAUGUUGAUACAUUACAAAUGCGUCAAUUACCACAACAAUAUGGUGGCUACAAAUUUUGUGUUCGUUUUGCUUACCAAUCUCGUGGUGAACCAUAUUUUCUAAUCUAUCUUUUACCAAAUAAUAUGCCAUUACGUGGUGAUUGGCGAUUUUCACCACCAAUUUGGCAACAACAAUAUCCAAAAUCAUUCUGGACUAUUGAAGAAUUUAAUGUUGGUGUUGAUUUUGUUUCGAAAUUGAUAUUCUAUAUGUCCAAAGAAUCUCAUCAGGAUGGUUUCAUUGCAUUGGAUGAUAUUACCAUACUAUCGAAUCCAUGUACUGCACCUAUUGAUUGUGAUUUUAAUUCGGGCCGUUAUUGUACAUAUACAACGUAUCCUGAUUCAGAUGUCAAUUAUCAUUUUGAAGUAUUUCAAACACCUGCAAUCGAUCUUGAAUGGCCAGGACCAACAUAUGAUCAUACUAUUCAAGGUAAUGGUGGUGGUUAUCUAUUUCUGACUGAUUAUCGUGCCGGUAAACAUAGUGACCAAUUACAUGCAAAAAUUGUUUCUGGUGCAAGAAAAAUUCUACAUGAAAAUGUUCCAUGGUGUUUGCAAAUAUGGACAGUAAUCAAUAGUUAUGAUGCUCGACUUGCUAUAUCAAUCAUACGUUAUGGACCAAAAUGGAUGGAUUCAAAUCGAACAAUUUUGGCAUUUGAAAUGAAAAAUGUUCAACAACUUGAUUGGACACGAAUAUUAUAUACACUGAAUGAAUCGAUUCUUGUCGGCACACAUGAAAUUCAGAUAUUGAUCGAAGGAACAUUAGGUUCAAAUCAAAUGUCAUCUGUUGCUAUCGAUGACAUUAUGAUUAGUGAAGGUCAAUGCGAUAACAAAGGAUUACUUUGUGAAAAUGGUAUAACAAUCGAUGCUGAUCGAAUCUGUAAUUUCAUCAAUGAUUGUCCAAGCGGUUUGGAUGAAUUGAAUUGUGGUGAUUGUAAUUUCGAAUUCGAUAUGUGUGGAUGGAUGAAUACGGCAAAAAUCGAAGGAAUAAAUCUACCAUGGCAACGUGUAAAAGUGAAUGAAUUACAAUUGAUUAAUUCUCAGGCGCCAAAAAUGGAUGGUUCAGCUAAAACGGAUGGCCAUUUUGUUAUAAUGCGACCACAUGGACCGUUAGAAUCACCGGAAGGUCAUUCCGAAAUGGCCAGCAAUUAUCAAACACCACGAUUAUAUAUGAGAGAAUCAUUUAAAACAUGUGAACUUCAUUUUGAUUUUUAUCUACAUACGCUGGCAGAUUAUUAUCUGAAAAUAAGUUUUAGCCAUGAACCAUCCGAAUUGGCUACAUUCUAUACAUUGACAAAUGAAGCUCAAGGUGGUUGGCGUCGAGCAAUAGCGAUGGUUGGUCAAGUUUUAACGCCAUUUUUCAUUGAAUUUGAUGCCUAUCAACAACGAAUCAAUCCAUCGACCACUGUGUUUGCUUUGGAUAAUAUAAAAUUUGUAAAUUGUUCAAGGCCAAAACCAUUACCAGCAAAUCAUAUAUGUCCUAAUCAAGGAAUACUUUGUAAUCGAACACGAAUAUGUAUUACAAUGGAUGAUAUCUGUGAUAAUGUUAAUGAUUGUGGCGAUAUGGAUGAUGAACGAAAUUGUUAUCGUUAUCAUUUAUGUUCAUUUGAUUCAUUUAUCGAUUGUGAUCUCACUACAACUAACAAUAAUCAAACACGUGUUUUUGGAAAUUAUCAAAUGGAAUCGAAUAUCGAUCUGAUCGACAAAUUGGCUAUGAACCAACGAACUGCAUAUGGAAAUUAUUUUCUAUUAGUACCGAAACCUGCUUGGGAUCAACCAUUGAUUCAUGCCGAUUUUUAUACACCCAUAUUUCGAACCAAAAAUUUGAAUUCCAAUUGUCAUUUUCGUUUCUUUUGGUAUAUGCACUCUGAUAUUGAUAACAUUUCUAUGGAACGUUUAGAAGUAUAUGUACAGGAAUUAGAUGAUAAUAUGAAAAAUGUUACCUCUCCAUUAAUAUCGAAAUUAUUCAUACGUGGUCGUUAUGAUCGGCAACAACGUUGGAACAAACAAGUUGUAUUGCAUAAAUCUAAACGGCCAUUUCAAUUUAUCAUACGUGGUAUAUUGAAUUAUGUAAAAACACGUACAGCAAUUGAUGACCUAAGCUAUGGUAUUGAAUGUAUUCAUCAGAGAAUGCCGACAAGACCACCACCAACAAUGGGUCCAAUUACAACAGAAAAUCCACCAUAUAUUCAUAAUUCUCAUCAUCAUGGUGUUGGUUCAAUAGUGGCAGGCAUUAUGAUACCGAUAUUUUUAUUGAUUGGAAUAAUGUUUGGAUAUUAUAGAUAUCGAAGUUCAUAUCGACAUGAUCAAUCAAAUCGAACGUUUGUCACAAUGUUUAUAAGCUCAAAAGAUUCGGUUCAAUUGGUCGAAUAAUUUUUUUUUUUGAUUUGCCUCUUUAUUAUAUUAUUAUAAUCAUCAUCAUUAUUAAAAAUUAAA